AUGGCAACUUCUACUCGACGCAAUUCCAAAAAAACUACGCCGUCUAGAAAUGAAUUGGUUAAUGAUCCUCUUGCUACGUUCAUACCUGUUAAAAAUCGUCAAACUCGAGAAAAUAAUAAAAAGUCGCAAAAGUAUUCUGGUCAACAAAAUCAUGAGAAACAAGUAAUUUCUGUAGAUAUAGAUAUUUCACCGUUGCUUAAUGAAGAAAGUAACAAAGAGAGUAGCGAUAAAAGUGAACCGAUUGUUAAUACUUCGAAGGUUAUUGCUAAGAAAAAAAGUAGUAUUAGUAAAGUAUUUGCUAGUACAAUUUCUAUCUCAAAGAUAAAUGAUGAUUCUAUCGUGAUGAUUGAAGAUCAAGUUACACCAAAACGAAAAGGUGAUUUUAAUAAUAAAGAUACUAAAUCAAAAAUGAUUCGGCUUGAUGAGAAAGAUCUCAACCUAUUAAUGAAAGCAUUGAAAUAUUCUCAAAAGACAUAUGUGGCAUCUCUUAAAGUGAAAGAAGCAGCCAUCCGUACAGAGACUGCUUUAAAUGAAUACAUAAGAGACCGUUCAUCACAAGAUGAAGACUCCAAUAAGAUUACUGAAUCUGGCAAGACCUCACAAAAAAAAACAUUCUGGUAUAGCAUCCUAACCAAUGAAGAAAUGCGUGAUUUUAUUUAUUUUGCUUUGAUAGAUACGCAUCCUGAUGAAGUCGAUAAGUUGGAAAAUUCAAAAGGAGGUUGGAUAAACUAUUGGAUAGAAGUAUUACAAUCGACGAUGCGCAAUGAAAUUCGUUACUUUUCCAGAUACAAAGCUGCUACUGACGAUGUUAUAGCAUGGAAAACAUCCCAAAGUACAAAAUGGGCUAGUGAGAAUUUGUGGAAUAAAGUUGAAGAAAACGGUGAUGAAUCUGAUACCUAUAUGAACUGUAUUACCAAAGAGGUUUUGAAAAAAGAUGAAAGAACAACUCAUAGUUGUGCUUUUGUUGUCGCGGUAGUUGAUCUCAUGUUCGAUUCAAGUAUUCAAACUACUAUCCUUAGUGGAGAAUUGAUAACAAGACGAAUUAAGGAAAGGGAAAUGAUUAUGCAAAAGGAUCAAGAGGAAGAGAUCCAAUCUGAUACAGAAUAA
This is a messenger RNA of Funneliformis caledonium, 1107 nucleotides long. The record is from the annotation of a GenBank genome assembly. NCBI's taxonomy places the organism in Eukaryota, Fungi, Glomeromycota, Glomeromycetes, Glomerales, Glomeraceae.